Dovyalis caffra is the source of this 396-nucleotide messenger RNA. NCBI's taxonomy places the organism in Eukaryota, Viridiplantae, Streptophyta, Magnoliopsida, Malpighiales, Salicaceae. The record is from the annotation of a GenBank genome assembly.
AUGCGCUCGAUUCAUGAAAUAGGGAAGGGUGGUGAGUCACGUGCAAAAGAGCGGGGGAUCUGGGGACCUCUUUCCGACAUCCAGCUGGCAAUAGGGGUGGCUCACCAACAUCCACACAAGCACAUCCUCGACCGCAGUUUGAUUUGUCUCAAUGAGCUGGAUAGGUUCUCAAUAUUGUUGAUGGGCCUAGACUGUCACAGAAUAUUAGAGAGCAAUCACAAAGAAAGGCCAGUUGCUAAAUUGUACGGGUGUGACUAUGAGCAUCAUAAUUCCUUAUUAUCCUCGCACCAUUUCAAAGCCAUCGCCUUGCACGAUUGGAAAAACGUGGUUAAUGAUCGUUGCGUUGGGAAGAGGCACCGACGCAUGGGCGAAGGCGUGUGGUUAGGCUUGAAGUGA